Pistacia vera is the source of this 1599-nucleotide messenger RNA. Its product is annotated as receptor-like protein 1. Gene Ontology annotation, molecular function: protein binding. The transcript has a single exon. The record is from RefSeq and is a predicted model, not a curated record. Lineage: Eukaryota; Viridiplantae; Streptophyta; Magnoliopsida; Sapindales; Anacardiaceae. The coding region runs from base 1 to 1599 and encodes 532 amino acids.
AUGAAUUUGACAACAUUAGAUAUCUCCAUCAAUUCCUUCAAUGGCCAAAUUCCUAUAGAAGUUGGGGUAUAUUUGCCAAGGCUAGCAUCUCUAAACAUUUCCAAAAAUUCUUUGAAUGGUAGCAUUCCCUCUUCUUUUGGAGAUAUGAGCUCAUUGCAAAUUUUGGAUCUGUCAAACAAUCAGUUAUCUGGUGAAAUACCUGAGCACUUAGUCGUAGGUUGCGUUUCACUAAAAUUGCUUGUGUUAUCAAACAACAGUUUGGAAGGUCCUAUAUUCUCCAAAAAAUUUAACUUGACAAACUUGAUGAGGUUACAGUUGGAUGAUAAUAACUUCAUUGGAAAUAUCCCAGAAAUCUUGUCUACUUCCUCUUUAUUGGGAGGAUUAUAUUUGAGUGACAAUCAUCUCAAUGGUAGUAUCCCCAGAUGGCUAGGGAAUCUAUCAGCAUUACAAGAUAUUAUAAUGCCAAAUAAUCAUCUGGAAGGUCCAAUUCCAAAUGAGAUUUGUCAAAUUAGAUAUCUUGAAAUUUUGGACCUUUCAAAUAAUAGUAUCUCUGGGAGUAUACCAUCUUGUUCAAGUUUUAUAUCUAUCAAGGAAGUUCACUUGUCCACAAAUAUGUUACAAGGACCACUUGACGAUUUUCCUUUUUAUGGCUCUACUCUAGUUUCAUUAGACCUUGGCUUUAAUCACUUGUACGGUAAUAUUCCGCACUGGAUCAAUACUUUAUCUUCCUUAAACUACCUUAUCUUAAAGAAUAAUAGUUUUGAAGGUGAAGUGCCAACUCAAUUGUGUGAGCUAAAUCAGCUACGCCUGAUAGAUCUUUCCAACAACCAUUUUAUUGGUCAAAUUCCUUUUUGCUUUAAAUUCACUGCAUUUGAUGGAGAAGAUGGUGAUCAUGCUAUUACAGAUUCGUCAAUUAUAACUCCUAAAGUUGGGCCGCCGAUGGGAAAAGAUGAAACUGUAGAAUUCACAAAUCCUACUUCUACCAAGGAAGAAUUCUUACCUACAUGUCUGGAAUUGAUCUUUCUUGUAAUAAGCAUUCCUUAUCAAAUUGGAAACCUUACUGGGAUUCAUGCACUGAAUUUAUCUCACAACAAUUUGACGGGAUCAAUUCCAAUGACAUUUUCACACCUUCAAAAUAUUGAAAGCUUAGACCUUUCCUACAACAACUUGAAUGGGAAAAUUCCUCCCCAAUUGGUAGGAAUAUAUACUUUGUCCUUCUUUAGUGUGGCACACAAUAACUUAUCUGGCAAGACUCCUAAGAUGAUUAAUCAAUUUGGAACUUUUGGAGAAAGUAGUUAUGAGGGGAAUCCUCAUCUUUGUGGACCACCACUUCCUAAAUGUGAUGCAAAUGGUUCAUCACCACCAAUGCCAACACCUUCAACUGAAAAUAAUGAAGAUAACAAUUCCAUUGACGUGGAAAUCUUCUAUAUCAGUUUUACUGUUUCCUACAUAAUUGUGCUCUUAGGAAUUGCUACAAUUUUGUACAUAAAUCCUUGUUGGCGACGUGCAUGGUUUUAUCAUGUCAAGACGUGGACAACCUCAAGCUACUAUUUUGUUGUAGACCAUCUCCCCAAGCCAUUAUGUCUUCAAAGUAUGUAG